UAAUGAGCGUCUCAAUUAACAGGUGCGUCAGUCAAGAUGGCGACACUGCCGAAGAUAAACACACUGACACAUUUCAAAGCGAGAUAUCAACAAAAGUCUACAUUUACUCUUGAAAAAUGAAGAUAUUAUUCCAUAUUUUGUGUGGUGUGAUGUUGCUCCUCGACUCACCUUUCUACUGUGUUACCAGUGCAGUGCCGACAGGACAGUUUCAGACCAAAUGUCUUGAACGUCACUUUCUGCUUUCUGUCAAGUCGAGCUUUCUUGGCCUGAUGAUCCGUUUUGACUUUGAAGAUCAGUAUGGAGUCCACCUGUUGUCCGAUCAGGAGGUGACGCUCUGUGGUUACACUGUCCUGAUCGAUGAUGUUGGAGACCUGGUGUUUCGUGCCUCCUUCCUGGCCUGUCAUGUCCACAGCAAGGUAGAUUUAUCUGCAGCUCCUCCUCUGCAGAGAGCCACAGACUAUCGCCUGCGUCUGUGGUUUGUGAACGUGCAGGCAGACGGGAAGGUGGCCGCGUAUCCCUUCCAGCUGCACUGCUCCCUCCCGGGGCGGUGGAGCACCAGAGAGAUCGUGUGUGAGGAAAACUACAUGGAGGUGUCCAUUCAGCAGCCUGUCCUGCCAGUUACAUCCAGAGAUGAGAAGGGAGCUGAUGAGGCAGACAUGGCUGUGAGGUUCCACAGAGCGGACCAGCCGCCAGAGGAGGCGACAGUCUUGUCUCUGAUUGAAGCUUCUGCUCUGGGCUACAACAUCCUCCUGCGGGGCUCACGUCUCACCCUCCGCUGUCCCUACUCCUCCCCUCUCUCAUACUUUGUAAAGGAGAGGGGAGUGGAUUUAGAGGUCGUCAGAGCAACCAUCCUGUACCGACUCCAGAGCAACUUCCUGGCUGUUGAGACCACUGUUGCCUGUGUUCUGAAUGAGGCGACAGCAGAUGGGUCCGACCUGCUGUGGACUGUCCCUCAUGUUCUGUCCCCGUUAGUCCACGGUCAGUUCAGGGACGGGGGCAUGAGGAUCGGAGUGAAGGGCCAACCUCUAAGUGAGUCUGAAAAUAAAGAGAGGGGAUUCAAGAUGGGCCUGCAGGAGGGGAGAGUGGAAGUCAGGAUUCCUUUAGGAGCCUUCGGUGGACGCAUUAAGAGUAGUGUUGUGAGAGGACAGUACAGCCAGUCCAUGUCAGUGGAUCUGUUCUUCAUGAGGCAGUGGGAGGAGGAGCGCUGGCCUCUCACACAGCAUCGCUCCUUCAGGCUCCUCUCGACUCCUCUCAUCCCACAAAUCCCAGUCUUCACCAACAACACGGUCCCAUCUGAGGGAAUGUUUACUGCCACUUUAGGCGUCUUUGCGCCUGAUGUUUCCCUCCAGAAGGUGACAGUCGAUGGUGGCGGUGACCUGUUAACCUGGACCCAGAGCCACCAAACAGAGAGCAACACAGACCUCAGGGUGUCCAGGCUCUCCACCUCCAAUGGGAGCCACUCUUACCAGCUUCGUUUCCUGCUGUCACACAUGAAAAUAAUCCCGGAGUAUAUAGGUGGUGGCUAUACGACGUACAGCCUCUCUUUCACCUUUACUCUUACUAUCUUACCCAGUGGAGAGGUGUUUUACCAUCAGGCCACCGUAGAGCAUAGUGCUGAAUACACAGCUCCAAGUUCCCCCAAACUGGAGGGGAAGUGCACAGACAGCAGCCUGGUGGUGCUGCUGCACCACGGGGCCCAGGCCGAGCUGCAGUGGGAGCUCUACCUCGGAGCCCGCAGGCUGGACUGGGACCUGGUGGAGAUGGGGGGGUUCGUGGUGGAGCCGGAGGAGGACUACCUGACUGUGGAGAUCCCCCUCUACAGCCCUGGGAUGAACUAUGGGGAGCUGACAUUGCAGGGUCUUGUCUCUGGUGUGGACGUGUCUGUUGUGGGUGCAGAGUCUCUUAAAGUAGAGGAUUUUCUCAUCCAUAAAUGCACCUUUGCUGUUAGAGAACUACUAGUAUGUUUGCCAGAAGGGAGGAUGGUGGCAGUAGUUGACACCACCCACACCAUCCCGCCCACUCACCCCAACCGAACCACCCUAUUGGACCCCGGCUGUGUUCCCAUGGAGACGGACAGUGCCAGAGCGCUGUUCAGCUUCAGCCUGGACUCCUGUGGGACUACGGUCACUACUGAGGGAAAUUUCCUUGUUUAUGAAAAUCAGAUCAGUUACCCUCAAGAUGUUCUGCCUUUGGAUGAUCCUCUCAUACACAGAGAUUCUCCAUACAGGCUGACAAUUCAGUGCCGCUACCCAGCAAACGAUACGAGCACUCUUGCUAUACAUCAGCCUGUGAGCUCUUCUCGGGACCUUUCACCCAUGCCAGUCAAACGCACACGCAGGGAAGCUGCAAACACAGGUCAAAGAAAAUGGAGGGUGAAUUUGGAGGGACGGCAAAACCUUCGUCUAGAGUGGAUCACAUGGACGCUUGUCUCCAUGCUGCUGCUGAUACUCUGCACAUCGGCUUCUGCAUACAGGACCUGCAAAUUAAAUAAAUGAGCUCUGUUUUAUUUUACAUUUUUGUUGUGAAUUAUGUGUAUGUAUUUUCUCUUUGUCCUGACAAGAUAUGAGAAAUUAAAUGAAAAGGUAUUGUUUCUUUUUGUAAACAUGUUUGUGUUAAAUGAUUCAUUGAAUGUAUAAUAAAACAUAUAAACAC
Dicentrarchus labrax (European seabass) is the source of this 2652-nucleotide messenger RNA. RefSeq lists its product as uncharacterized. The record is from RefSeq and is a predicted model, not a curated record. The transcript has 18 exons. The coding region runs from base 117 to 2495 and encodes 792 amino acids. NCBI's taxonomy places the organism in Eukaryota, Metazoa, Chordata, Actinopteri, Moronidae.